This is a messenger RNA of Neltuma alba, 1521 nucleotides long. Its product is annotated as transcription factor bHLH79. Gene Ontology annotation, molecular function: protein dimerization activity; DNA-binding transcription factor activity. Gene Ontology annotation, biological process: regulation of DNA-templated transcription. Lineage: Eukaryota; Viridiplantae; Streptophyta; Magnoliopsida; Fabales; Fabaceae. Bases 286 to 1137 code for a protein of 283 amino acids. The record is from RefSeq and is a predicted model, not a curated record. Gene Ontology annotation, cellular component: nucleus. The transcript has 6 exons.
UCCUGCCAAGGAAGGUCACAGGCUUCUCUCUCUCUCUGUGACUCUCUCUCAUUGUCUUCGUCAUCCAUUAACAGUUGCCAUCUUUUAAACUCCGAGCCUCCUCUCCCUCCUAAUUACAACUUAAAUAAUCUCUUCACCUCACUCAACACACACACACACACACACUCUCUACUCUCUCUAUCUCUCCCUCACCCAACUCGCUCAUCAUACUCAUUGCUCACUCACUUCUUCCCCUGCAAAUCUCAAUUUGGGAAUUCUGGGUUUGAAUGAAUUUCGGUUCUUCCUAUGGAUCCUCCACUCAUCAACGAGUCUACAUUCUCCCACGCUAACCCUUCUGCGUAUAGUCUCACCGAGAUUUGGCCUUUCCCUGGGGACCACUCUGCCGGACCUGGAUUGGGUCUCCGAAUGCCCCAUCUGCCUCACAACUUGGCCUCCUUUUCCAAUAAUUCCCUCCAUCGAGAUGGCUCAGCCGAGGAGUCCACCGUCACGGAGCAGAGCGUCGGCGGCGGAGGGAAUCACAGGAAGAGGAAAGAUGCCACCUCUGAGGACGAGUCCUCAAAGAUGGUUUCCAUGAUUAGUGCCAAUGAUUUGAAUGAUCCUGGCAAUAAACGGAUAAAAUUAGGAGCAUCCAAGGAUGAAAAUGGUAGUCUGAAGGCUGAGGCAGACGCAAGUUCAGUAGCUGGUAGCAAGUCAGGUGAGCAGGGUACUAAACCUCCUGAGCCACCUAAGCCAGACUAUAUACACGUGAGAGCAAGAAGAGGCCAAGCUACUGAUAGCCACAGUCUUGCAGAAAGAGCAAGAAGGGAAAAGAUCAGCGAGAGGAUGAAAAUUCUACAAGAUUUGGUCCCUGGAUGUAACAAGGUAAUUGGUAAAGCACUUGUCCUGGAUGAGAUAAUCAAUUAUAUUCAAUCACUGCAGCGGCAGGUUGAGUUUCUUUCGAUGAAGCUUGAAGCAGUUAAUUCAAGAAUGACCACAAGCCCCACUAUUGAAGGGUUCCCUUCAAAGGAUCUUGGUGCUCAGACACUUGACGUUGCUGGAAUGAUAUUGGGAUCACAAGCAGGCAGGACGUAUGCUCAGGGAACACAACUCGGAUGGCUGCAAAUGCAGAUAGGUGGCGGUUUCGAGAGAGCAACAUAGUUCAAGGGGAUCGGUUGCUUAGUAUAUGUUCAAUUAACAACUUAGUCAAUUGGUAUAGAAUGUCUUUGGUCUGUGUGUCCCCUGUUAUAAUAUGGUAUCAUUAAGUAGGAAGUGCUUGUAAUCUCAUUGUGCAUCUUCUGACAGAGCACACUGUGCUUCACUCUAUUUGCCAUCAGCAACAAUCUUAGUGUGGUUUUCGUUUUAAAACUCUGUUAUUAUAGGAUCCCUUUCACCUGAUUUGUUUUCUUUGUGGCGCAAUUGGGUAUUUAUUAGCAGCUCUUGUAUUUGUGUCUUUCGAGUGGAAACUAAUAUAGACACUACGAGUUAGUGAAUUGUUGUAAUUGGCAGAGACGGACUGUGAGAAAGCUAAUUUGUCUUAAAAAA